AGCUGAGUUCAAACCGGUGUGCAAUUUAUUUUUCAACCAACAUUAUUAUUAUUAUACUUGUUCGUCCGUUUAAACGAAAUCUGGCUAAAUGUUUGGUACCUACUUCGUUAAAAAAAAUUGUACUCGACUUUUAUUAUUGUUAUUACAUUGUUUGUUUGUGCGUUUGUGCAUGUAUAAAUGAGAUGAGGAGACGUCACGAUAAAAAAAAAAAUGUCAAAACGUUACAUUCGGCUCGACUCGUUGCGCGUUUGCAGUAUUAUAUUUUCUGUUUUUGCAGAGUUCAAAGCUCAAGCGAAAAGGCAUUUUUUUUUUACUUGGAAAUAUUUGUUAGAGACCACGUGUAGUUCAACUAUAUGUAAAAAAAAUUGUUUCGAUUUCCCGAUGGACUCAUCCUAGCUGCAGCUUCGAAUCUCACAACAUAUUUUUCGAUUUAUCAGCAAAAUAAAACAAUUGCCUACGUGUUGCCAAGCGACCAUUUAAUGAGGAUAGCCGAAAGUUAAAUCAAUAACCAAAUGAAUACAGAAAUACGCAUUUUGCUUAAGAUAUAAGUGAAAAAACUCACAAAGUUAAUAUGUCUAAACGAUUAGAUGGCAAAAUAAAAAGGCCCAAUAGUGGCCCAAAAAUUAAAUCCAAGUCUGAUGGUCGACACACCGAACAAGCGAAACGAGAAGAAAGAGCUUUACUGGCAAAGCAGAAGGAGAGAGAGUUGAAGAUUGUAGAACACCAGCUCCGCAAUGAACGGUUAAAACCAAAUUGUGAAAUGUUAUCGGAUUUAUCACGAAAAAAAUAUGAACACGACCGAAUGUACCGCGAAGAACUGGACUGGCAGCAUUGGAUACGAUGCGACGGUACUCCCAACCCACAAGUUGUUCAGGAACUGAAUACGUAUCUCUUUGUUGAGAGACAAGUGUGCCAUGCUAGUGACGAUAAAAACUCUUAUGUGGAAAAAUGUUUAGAGAUAUUCAAGAUUAUGGACGCCAUAGAUGACAUAGUGGAUUUACCGUUGGAUUUCAGUCAGUUUAAACUGCAGUGAUUCCGAGAAGCCAGAGACAACCUAGGAAGGCUGCUGGUAGAUAUUGUGUACGGAAUUUGUUACCAUCUGAUUAGUGAUUACGAUCGCAGAAUGGAUCCUGUAGAUUUAGAAACUGUGGCAUAUAAAAACUCAUGCGAAGCGUUCGCUGUUGGCUUACAUGUAGUGUGUCAUAGGCCCAGAUUACUGACGGAUGACCGACCUCCGCCAAAAUGUGAUUUCCCCGAAUGUCUUGUCAUGGUCGAUGUCCCACCACAACUAUCACAACAGUACAUGGCAGUAAUGGCUCUAUGGCUACGCUGGGACCCUUUCACAGACAGAAUGGCUGAAUUUGACGUUUCAAAAUCAUUAGAAAAGGAUACCAGAGAUCUGUGGCAGUACUCUGAAGACACAUGGAAACAACAGACUCAGAUUACUCAGCUACUAAACGAAGAGAAGGAACGAUCAGAGAGACAAUUGUGGAUGGAAAAAAUGGAAGAGAAACUUAAAGCAUUUGCGGAAGUGGAUAGAAAUAGUUAUCCAGAAGAUCUCCAAACGUACCUAGACGAACUUGAAAAAAAUGAUCCUUCUGUUCGUUCAACUAACGAUGAUACACAAAAAGAAGAUCAUCGAAAGAAAGUAGAAAUAAAAGACGAACCUUCCAAACCCGUGGAACCUGAAACCAUAAAGUCAGUACAAGUCGAUAUCAUAAAAACACCAAGCCAAGAAAUGGAAAAACGACAGCUGGAACAAAUGGAAGAUAUUUCUAAUUCAUUGAAAUACUCGGAGAAACCAAAUGAACUUAAUCCCAGGAGAUACUGGAUUAUUGGCGGAGCAUUUAACGUGGAAAUGUGGAAACUUCCAAUGCAGCCCGUCGAGUUCGAAGACGGGUCAGUGGGCGUAUUGAUUGUCGGACCAGAGGCACUGCAGCCAAUCGAUUAUCAUGAAAAAUACGAACCGUUACAAUUGUCGAUGGGCUUUUCAUCCACAUCGUCAGAAGACGAAGAAACGGACGUAAAAAAACAAAACCAAGAAGCACUCAAAAGACUCGCGUUGAUAAAUAUCAAGUUACCGGAAAAUGUACUUUGGUUUGAAAAUCCCAAACCAGCCAUGUGGAACGAAGAAAAAAAAAAUUGGACAACUGAAUACAUAUACGACAUCAGGUUCAACGAAGAGAAACAGAUGGUGUCGUUCCGGGCCGGCCGAAUGGGCUCGUUCGGGUUGGCCGUGAACCGGUACACGAACUUUCCGUUUCAGUCGUGGGAGAUACGGCCGGAGAGCGGCGCCGACGGCUCCGGCGUCGUCCUGUCGGUGACCGCGGCCACGGUGCUGGUGGAGAUCGCCGUGCGCGAAGACCAAGCGGCCAUGGUACAGCUGCAGAACGCCACCACCGUAGCGCUGCAGGAGAUGAUCGGCGCGUACCACCGGCCGGACAAGCUGGUACGGUUGUUGCGCCGCGGCGGCAUAAACUUGUUCCCGGAACCGGACGCCCGGCACUACGUGGACGGCAACAGGCCGCCCAAGCACGCGGUGGCCGAGCGGCACGCGUACCGAUGCAUGGCCGCGCUCAGCGGCACGCACCAGUUCGCCGCGUCCCGGUGGAACGUGAACGCGCCCUUUGACCGCAUGGUCAUGCAGAUGAAGGAAACUCAGCCGGCCAUCGAAGCGGCCGGCAGCGGGACGUCGGUGUCGGCGGCUAGCGGACAGGCCGGCGUCGUCCCGUACAAGAUGGUUAUGGUGACGCCGGAACGGGCGGUGCUGCUCAAGUGCACAGAGGUCAGCCAAGUGUUCUCCGAGGAACCGCUUGAGACGCCGGCUGCCACCGCCGCCGAGACCGCUCAGCGGUACGCGCCCGACCUGUUGACGCUGGCCGGAUGCAGCUCCACCGUCGACUUCAAGACCACCGAAACGCUCUUCUACCUGAUGGACAAGAUAAAAUUUUUGAGCUACUCUUGAUUCAGUCGGCAGCGCAUGCGGUGCACUGCAAUCGCUUACCUACACGCUUUGUUCACUUAGCUA
Molecule: messenger RNA, 3028 nt
Organism: Myzus persicae (green peach aphid)
Lineage: Eukaryota; Metazoa; Arthropoda; Insecta; Hemiptera; Aphididae
Product: protein CASC1-like
Exons: 5
Cellular component (GO): axoneme
Molecular function (GO): microtubule binding; beta-tubulin binding
Source: RefSeq, a predicted model, not a curated record